GCUCUGGUCAUCGCUGCCACCACUGCUAAAAUGGAGGUGGUUUCAGCAGAAGUCAACAGCUUGCUCCCUGAGGAAAUAAUGGACACUGGUAUAACUCUGGUGGAAGACGACAGCAUUGAGGCGGUUAUCGUGUCGUCACCGAUGGGAGAUUCUAUUCCCAUGGAAACAGAACUGGAAGAAAUAGUGAACAUAAGCUCCACCAGCGAGUCCUCAGCUACAACUACUGCCGUGGUCACCACAGAAUCAGUUACUGCACCCAGCAAUCACUCAGGCGACACAACAGUGAACACCACAACCCCAAAAACUGAUGUGAAUGCAGUAGUAAAGCCUACCUUUCCAAGUGGCCUCCAUAAACUUGGUGCUCAGACCCCCGUCACUAUAUCAGCCAAUCAAAUUAUUCUGAACAAGACCGCCGAUAUUAAAAUAGGCAAUCAGAGUAUUAAACCAGAUGGGCAAAAGCUAAUUGUAACAACUUUGGGCAAGUCUGGCCAACCUAUUGUUUUAGCGUUACCCCACGGCCAACUCCCACAGGCGCAGAAGGCCACGUCCCAAGCCCAAGGUGGAGACUCCAAGGUACAAGGCCAACAGAUCAAAGUUGUUAUUGGAGGUCGGUCGGAAGUGAAACCUGUUGUUGGUGUCUCAGCUUUGACGCAAGGAAGUCAGCUGAUAAACACUGCAGCCCAGCCUUCUGUUUUGCAGACCCAGCAAUUAAAAACAGUACAGAUUGCGAAGAAGACCCGAACCCCAACUUCUGGGCCAGUGAUCACCAAGCUGAUCUUUGCAAAACCAAUCAAUAGCAAAGCUGUUACAGGGCAGACCACUCAAGUGUCACCAGUCAUUGCAGGUAGAGUUCUUUCACAGUCUGCUCCAGGAACACCACCAAAGACAAUAACGAUUUCUGAGAGCGGAGUCAUUGGAUCAUCUUUGAGUACACCACCACAACAGACACCGAAUAAAAUAGCUAUCUCACCACUCAAAUCCCCUAAUAAGCUAACAGUGGUGUCAGUGGCCUCCCAGCCUCCCAACUCCCCCCAGAAGACGGUGGGCGUCCCACUGAAUGUAGCAUUAGGACAGCAGAUCCUCACAGUGCAGCAGUCAGCGCCCUCCUCCCCUGGGAAGGCUAUAGUCAACCACACAACCGCCCAGGCUGUGAAAUCAGCAGUGCAGACCAUUACUGUAGGAGGAGUGGGUACAUCUCAAUUUAAGACAAUUAUUCCCUUGGCAACUGCACCCAAUGUUCAGCAGAUUCAGGUACCUGGAAGCAAGUUCCAUUACGUCAGACUCGUUACUGCCACAACAGCCAAUAGUUCAACCCAAUCAGCCAGUCAAAAUCCCAGUACAAAUACACAACCUCUUCAACAGGCAAAGCCAGUGGUGGUGAAUGCGACCCCAGUGCGGAUGUCUGUUCCCAUAGUGCCAGCACAGACUGUGAAACAGGUGGUGCCCAAACCAAUCAACCCAACUUCCCAGAUAGUUACUACUAGUCAGCCCCAACAAAGACUUAUUAUGCCAGCCACUCCACUGCCACAGAUACAGCCCAACCUCACCAACCUCCCACCGGGCACUGUACUGGCACCAGCACCUGGCACAGGAAACGUCGGGUAUGCAGUCCUUCCAGCUCAGUAUGUCACACAGCUACAACAAUCAUCAUAUGUAUCUAUAGCAAGCAACACUGGCUUUACAGGGACAUCUAGUAUCCAAUCCCAAGCACGGCUGCCAUUCAAUGGAAUAAUUCCUUCUGAAUCUGCAAACCGCCCCAGGAAGCCUUGCAAUUGUACUAAGUCUCUAUGUUUGAAAUUGUAUUGUGAUUGUUUUGCAAACGGUGAAUUCUGCAAUAACUGCAACUGUACAAAUUGUUAUAACAACCUGGACCAUGAAAAUGACAGGCAAAAAGCAAUAAAGGCCUGCCUUGACAGAAACCCUGAAGCCUUCAAGCCCAAAAUAGGGAAAGGAAAGGAAGGAGAAUCGGAUCGGAGACACAGCAAAGGGUGUAACUGUAAACGCUCGGGAUGUCUCAAAAACUACUGCGAAUGUUAUGAGGCAAAAAUCAUGUGUUCUUCCAUAUGCAAAUGCAUUGGCUGUAAAAAUUUUGAAGAAAGCCCAGAGCGAAAGACAUUGAUGCAUUUAGCAGAUGCUGCAGAAGUUAGGGUCCAGCAGCAGACCGCUGCAAAGACCAAGUUAUCUUCCCAGAUCUCAGAUCUGCUGACAAGGCCAACACCAGCACUCAGCAGUGGUGGUGGGAAGCUGCCCUUUACAUUUGUAACCAAGGAGGUAGCUGAUGCAACCUGUGAAUGCCUUCUUGCGCAGGCAGAGCAAGCGGAGAAGAUGGGCAAGUCAAAAGCUGCAGCAGAGCGCAUGAUCCUGGAAGAGUUUGGACGCUGUUUGAUGAGAGUUAUUAACUCUGCAGGGAAGUCCAAAAGUGACCCUUGUGCCAUGAACUGCUGACUCGUGCACAUGAGCCACAACGAAGUGGACUGAACAGAACACUUAAGGCACAGGGACACUUUUGUUUGGCAUAGAAGAUUUAAUAAUAUUUGUUAAUUUGGUGCUUGUUGUAAAUUGACCUGCAUAAGAUUGAAACAAGAAAAUCUUUUAUAACAAGA
Molecule: messenger RNA, 2603 nt
Organism: Balearica regulorum gibbericeps (East African grey crowned-crane)
Lineage: Eukaryota; Metazoa; Chordata; Aves; Gruiformes; Gruidae
Source: RefSeq, a predicted model, not a curated record